AUGCAGAUUUUUCAGGAUCCUGCACCACCCCACGACCACCACGAGGCCGCCGCCUACGACCCGCGCUAUCUCGACGCCUUUGUGAGCAUCGUCGACGUGUCCAACGACGCCCACACCCUCCUCGCCGCCCCGUCCUCUCUCUCCACCAAGCCGUCGCCGCGCAAAGGCCAACACGACUCCAGCUCACCCCUACGCAACGUCCUCGGCGACAAGGGCGUCAACGUCAACCUCCCACCACCCAGGGAGCAGCGUUUCCGCACAGACGCGCCCAUGAAGACGCGACAGCCCGAGCAACCGCACACCAUGGCGCCCGUCCACCACUGGCCUGGCCUCCCAUCCUCCCAAGCGGACAAGGAAAACGCGUACCCCUACUCGGACCCCAAGAUGAUUGCCAUGUCAGCCGCAGAGCCACCGGCCAAGCAAACCUGCAACAACAAGCGCGCCUUGAUGGAUACAGCGCCAUUGCGCGAUCGCAGCAAGAAGCAGAAGGUCGCCAAAGAAGUCAAGAUCGAAGAAUCCGAAGGACCCCUGCCAGAGCCGGACGACAUGCCUUCCGUCGAGGACGACGGCAGCAAGCCCUCGUACAGCUACGCAAUGCUCAUUGGAAUGGCCAUUCUCCGCGCUCCGAGUCGCCGUCUCACUUUGGCGCAGAUCUACAAGUGGAUCUCAGACACAUUUGCAUUCUACCGCAACUCGCAAGAGACCGGGUGGCAGAACAGCAUCCGCCACAACCUUAGCCUUAGCAAAGCCUUCUCGAAGCAGGAGCGACCAAAGGAUGAUCCUGGAAAAGGCCACUACUGGAUCAUCAAUGCCGGUUUCGAGAAGCAGUACCACAAGGUCAAGUCAACACGCCGCUCUACCAACCCUGACGGAUUUGUCCCAGCAUACCCCAGCGACCUGCCUCGCCCUUCCACGUCAACGUCUGCUAGCUUCCCACCCAUGAGCUCGACCAAAGGGUUUGACUCAAGCAGAUUCCCAGAGCCAGACGAGACUGAACUGCCAGAUUCGGAUGCUACUAUCCCGUGCUCAGACCCUGCUGCCCAUGACGGCCAUGACUCGAUGAACAUGCCACCGCCGCGCACUAUGCCAUCCUCACCACCACCAGCUGACAUCCAGUCAUCUCCGCCGCCGCCCGUCUCAAGGUCGCGCUCUGUUCGCGAGGAUACCCCACCACGAGCACCUCGCUUCCCUUCCAACAGCCGGUCAGGUGGACGCCGGCGCAAGUUCAACGGUCUCGGUGACAGCGGAUACUACUCGUCGAUUGAGUCAUCUGCCAUCAAAGGCAACCCGCUUGGACCACUUCUCACUUCCGAGGCAGAUCUCGAUCGACCAAGCAUCAAGAGGGGACGUGCUGAAGAGGAAAUUGCCCGGAUACGUGGCUCCUCAUACGACUCCCCGUCCAAGGCUAGGCAUCACAUGAAGCAGCCGAAUGCUGCCCAACCCAUCUCGUCGCCCUUCCGCCCAGGUGACAAGAUCAGUGGAAACCCACUCACCCCUGCCAUCGUCUUCAAGCGUCCUGCCCUGCCUCCUGCCUCCGCAUCGCCGAACACCAAUCUGCGAAACCACAGGAACAAGAUGCGGGAGCUCGUCGGCGGCUCGCCAGACAAGAGCUUGGCGAUGUGGGCCGACACUUCCUUCCUCGACGCCAAAGGCUGGAGUCCCGCUGUGUCGAUCCCCAACGAAGAGCAUGUCAACCUUGUUGGCGAAGGUUUCGAGAGCACAUUCGACAUCUUCGGGGAUUUCAGCUACAACGAAAGCCCUCUCAAGCGUAGCAUGAGCAUGAAGCGUCCCCGCAUGGAACGCGCUGUCACCACCAGUGGUGUUCUUGCUGACAUCACUGGCUCCAAGGGCAACAUGAUGAACUCGCCCACCCCCAAUUGGAAGAUGGCAUCUUCUUUCCUCAACAUUCCUAACCUUUCACCCAUCAAGGGCAUGUCACCGCUGAAAGCUCCGCAGCUGAAGCCUUCGACAUCGACACCAUUGGCAGGCCUUGGGCUCUCUCUCCCCGGACCGAACAAGGAAAACGGCUUGCCUGGUCUUUGCCCUUCGCAGCCCUUCAGCGCUCCUUCCACGCAGCAGCAGAGCAAGGAUGACGACGACAUCUUCCAUCUCCUGCACAGCGAUGAGUCCGAGCCUGGUAUCGAUCUGCUUCAAGGGUUCGAGAAGAUCGGUGCGCGUCCGUCUGCUGUUGCGCCGAACGGAUCACCCAAGAAGCUGUCGCGACCUGGUCUGACUCGUAGCAGCACUGUUCGAUUCUGA
Molecule: messenger RNA, 2259 nt
Organism: Ascochyta rabiei
Lineage: Eukaryota; Fungi; Ascomycota; Dothideomycetes; Pleosporales; Didymellaceae
Product: Forkhead transcription factor
Exons: 1
Coding region: 1-2259 (752 amino acids)
Biological process (GO): regulation of transcription by RNA polymerase II
Molecular function (GO): DNA-binding transcription factor activity, RNA polymerase II-specific; RNA polymerase II cis-regulatory region sequence-specific DNA binding
Source: RefSeq, a predicted model, not a curated record